Messenger RNA from Ixodes scapularis (black-legged tick), 1008 nucleotides. RefSeq names its product proteasome subunit alpha type-6. Bases 203 to 943 code for a protein of 246 amino acids. The record is from RefSeq and is a predicted model, not a curated record. NCBI's taxonomy places the organism in Eukaryota, Metazoa, Arthropoda, Arachnida, Ixodida, Ixodidae. Gene Ontology annotation, biological process: ubiquitin-dependent protein catabolic process. The transcript has 7 exons. Gene Ontology annotation, cellular component: proteasome core complex; proteasome core complex, alpha-subunit complex; nucleus.
CAUUACGUAUAGAUUAUUGAACUCAAAUUAAUAAUUAAAAUUAAUACAAUAUUAAGGAAGUAUAAACUAAUUAACACGUUAUAAAAUUUAAUUCACCUAACGUUUUAAUUGAUUAGGAUUAGAAUAGAGAAAACCCGAUGCGUGCCGGCGCGUCGGCUUUUGCUUGGUUUGUGGUCCGAGGAGUUUGUGUUGCAAAGUCAUCAUGGCAAGAGGAACUAGCGCUGGUUUUGAUCGGCACAUUACGAUUUUCUCGCCCGAGGGGCGACUUUACCAAGUCGAGUAUGCCUUCAAGGCAAUCAACCAGGGGGCUCUCACCUCGAUCGGAGUCAAGGGCGUGGACACCGCCGUCAUCGUGUCCCAGAAGAAAGUCCCCGACAAGCUUCUCGACCCCACCACCGUUACCCACAUCUUCCGGCUUACCGAGAGCAUUGGCUGCGUCAUGACCGGCGUCGUCGCGGACGGGCAGUCGCAGGUGCAGCGCGCGCGCUACGAAGCGGCCAACUGGAAGCACAAGUUUGGCUACCCGAUCCCCGUGGACAUGCUCUGCCGCCGGGUGGCCGACAUCUCCCAGGUCUACACCCAAAACGCUGAGAUGCGGCCCCUGGGAUGCAGUAUGAUGCUGGUGGCCUACGACGAAGAGCGGGGCCCGCAGCUGUACAAGGCGGAUCCGGCGGGCUACUACUGCGGCUACAAGGCGACCAGCGUGGGUGUGAAGCAGACGGAGGCCAACAGCUACCUCGAGAAGAAGUUCAAGAAGAGGCAGGACUACAACCACGCCGAGACCAUACAGCUGGCGAUCAGCGCACUUUCGAGUGUCCUCUCGGCGGACUUCAAGCCUUCCGAACUGGAGGUGGGAGUGGUGUCAAAGGACGAACCGCUGUUCAGGACCCUGACGGAACAGGAGAUCGACGCUCAUCUUGUCGCCAUUGCCGAGAAGGAAUGAUGCCCGUUUUUCUUUUUUUACCUCGAUCUUGCUGAGUGCCGAAAUAAAGGGUUUGUGACACUAGA